GGCGCUGAAAUGUCACGCAAGGAAAGAAAUGCGUGGUUUCUUUGUUGAGCUGUAAUGGGAUGUUCCAGCACAGUGCAUGUGCAUUUCCCCAGUCCGAGCUGUCGCUUUAAGACAAAGAUAGCUUUGUGUCUGAUUAAUUCAAUGUACGGCGACGCGUUAUCGGAGAAACCUUGUUAGACUUCCAGCUGCACAGAGAGAAAGAGGAAAGGAGAAAUACUGGACAGACCUGCGCGCUGAGGAGAACUGGGUUCACUUUUAAGUUAUUAUUAUCAUUAAACCGUGGGUGGUUUUUAAAAGAUGAAGACAUCUUGAGGAUUGGUUGCACACGUUUGGAGUAAAAAGUCUGCAUCAUCGCGCACGAAAGGAGGGAUUUUGCACCACCGGCUGGAGUUAAAACAUCCGAUCAAAAGGAGGAGGACAGAAGAUCUGAAGGCAUGUCGUCGGAAAAACACGGUCUCGAUGACUCUGGCCGUCAGACCAUGCAGCCUCCUCCGUACCUCCCUAGCCCACAAGACCCUAACGUACCCCAACACCCCAACAUGCAGCCUGCACCAGGCACCCAACCCAACUACCCUCCUCCACCUCCUCCUCCGGGCUCAGACGGAUACCUCCAAGAAACCCAGUUCCACUGCGGCCCGCUGGGACCCCAGGGGGCCCCGCAGGGCUACACAGUCCAGACCCAGGGCACAGUAGGCACCAUGGCUCACCCCCCUGUAGGAUACCUCCACCCGGGCUACCCGCUUCAGCUGCAACCCUGCACAGCUUACGUACCCGUCUACCCCAUGGCAUCGGGUCAACCCUACAUGCCAGCCGGGGGAGGUCACCCAGGGAUCCCACCGGGCCAGAUUCAUCCCAUGCAAAUGCCACCCAGCAUCACCCUAAUGGACCGUCGACCGCCACACGACUACCUGCCCAUCGCCGUGCUCACCACCGUCUGCUGCUUCUGGCCGACAGGCAUCAUUGCGAUCAUCAAAGCAGUGCAGGUGCGUACGGCGAUAGCCAGAGGGGACAUGGUGACAGCGGAAAUAGCCUCCCGCGAGGCGCGCAACUUCUCCUUCAUCAGCCUGGCUGUUGGCAUCGCCUCCAUUGUGCUGUGCACCAUCCUGACCGUGGUAGUCAUCAUCGCCUCGCAGCACCACGACGAUGACUGGGAGCCGUAACUCCACGCAGUGUCAGACAGAUGGGAAAUCAUGGCAUAUAUUAGCUAGCUAACUACUCUCAAUCGUUUGGAGGAAAUAGGAGCACUGAAAAUGCACACAAACUGCUACUGCAUUGCUGGCCCUCUGUGUACAGCUACACACACACAGCUCUGACCUAACCUGCUGCCAUCAAACUCACUAAGGCGACCAAAAACAACCAAUCACAGCUGAUGUUCAAAUGCCAAAUACAAGCAGCUGUCAAAUGAGGUCCAGUAUUGCUGUUAGCACAGCGGCCGCUUAAUAUUUACACUCAGAUAUGAGCUGCAAGAGGGAUACAAAGCUCCUAUCAUUAACAAUUCAUUUGAUGCUGAUUAAUUCAAACGGAUGAUGUAGUUAGAUGCGAGGAUAGGUCACUGUGUGUUUCAGUUUUACAUAUUCCAAUGACAAAAUCUACUAAAUGGGCCCACAAAGAGUCAAUUUUGGGAUAGUUAAAUGCACAUUUUAGUCUUACAAGUACAAGUAUACAUGUGUUUUCUUCUUUUAAAAAAAAAAAGGUGCCAUGUUGAAACAGUGUUGAUUUACAGAGCAGUAUUAUUGCUGAUACACUUGGAUAAGAGAUUGUAAAACAGAUUUAAAGUGUUAGAGGGGGGUGAUCAAUACACAUUUAACACACCAAAUGGAGACUGGACUGACUGACAGAGAGUCUAAUGUAACCAAACACAGAGUAUUUAUUUGAGAUGGGUUGUUUAUAUGUAACAUGGAUGAGACGAUACAUAACUUAUUAUAUGUUUUUUAAUUUAUUUAAAAUAUGUUAUUUAUUAAUUUAUUCAAUAUCUACCCAUGCAUUGACUUGACAGUAUAUCACUAGUUUAUUGCAGCUAUCUGACACUUUGAAAUUGGCUUAAAUUUGACAUCUGAUGAUGAUGAUGAUGUUGCACUUUGUAGUAACCAGAUAAAAUGACGCAGCUGCUUACAUUCAUAGUUCUUAUAGUGCAUGAUAAAUAUAAAUUUAAGCUAAAAUAGCUUGUCUCCCAGCUGUUGGUGGGAAUAUUUCCUAAAAUGUCUAGAAGUGUGUGGUACAAUAUUUUACAAUACAAGCUACUGUCAAAACAAAAAAAGGAGACAAUUUAUAUGAUAAGUAUUUGAAUCUUAGGUUUGCAAAUAUUGUUUUUUCGCAAGUAUUUUAGAAGUGUAUUGGGCUAUUUUGUGUUGCACAUCUCUUAGCUCUUUAAUCAAUCAUACAGUGUAUAUGAAACUUUAGUGCAACGUCACACUUAUGAGGCAACAUAACCCUGCAUGUCAUCCUCAGUUUGUUUCCAUUUGUCUUAAACAUCAGCUGUGAGCUCCUAUAAUGUUGUUUCACCGUUGUAACACGAGUCAGGGUUCACCCCCAUAUGAGUAUGGUUUCCAUAAUGUAGCGUAGCUCCGAGCAGCAUGUGUGCUGUUGUUUGUAAGAGCUGUAACAUUACAGUAUGAACUAUUAUGUGACGUUGCUGGAGUUAUGUGAGAGCCGAAAAUGAAUGUUUCCAAUAGGAGAGAGAGAAAAUAUUAAUGCCUAUACUGUAUUGUAGCACUUUCCGCACUAUGAAAUCUUUCCUCUGGUCCCCGUCCUCUCACUUUUUUUCUUUCUCCUGUCCACAUGAAUUAUUGCACCUAUUAAUAUAUCUCUUUCCUCUGUUGGUCCCUCUGAUGAUGCUAUUUUUUUUUAUUAUACAAAGAUAUUAAAAAUCAUGAAAAUUAUGUUAGCUGACAAUGAACACAAAUAGAGACAGUAUAAAUACAGUUUAUUCUGUAGUUUAUAUAUUAUUAUUAUUAUUUAUUGCAUUUGAUUAUCACUAAUAUUGAGUACAUUGAACACAUCUGGGCCCGUAUUUAUCAAACUUUCAAAAACUACACUUAAGAAUGCUCCUAAAAGCCAACUUAGUCCACAUUUAUCAAGUGACUUCCUCGUAUUUACUGCGAGUAACUUUUAAGAACAGCUCUCAAGUGAUCACUUGAUUAAUCAUGUGUAUGCUCAGAGCAGGAAUAGCCAAUCAGAAACAAGGAUUUACCGAACAACUGCCUUAUUGUUAAAUAAUCCUUACAUUUCACUCAGCAAUUAGUUUUUCUGCCAAAACAUGUGAUUUAAAAAAAAUUUAAGUUGAUUUUAUUUGUGUGAAAUCUGUAAUACCUCCAGUAACAAAAUGUUGUGCUUCGGAUAGCAUAUUAUUCAUCAUGAUGAAUGAUAUUUAGUACAAUUACUUCAAAACAUGUCUCAGACGGUGUGUGAUCACCCCUGUUUCUAUACUAACUUAAUUCUUUUAAAUUUAAGAUCAUUUUAAGUCAUUUCAAUAUUUCGAUAAAUAGCUUUUAUUCUUAAAGCAAGAUUUUGACAUUUUGGGAAAUAUGCUUAUUUGCUUUCUUGCUGAGAGAUAUAUGAGAAGAUUUAUACCACUUUUGUGUCUGUGCACUAAAUAUUAAGCUAGAACCGGGCGACAUUAGCUUAGCACAAAGACUGGAAAUGGGGGGGACAGCUAGCCUGGCUCUGUCCAAAAAUCCACCUCUCAGCACCUGCAAAUUGUAAUUUUUAUGAUUUUAUAUGUAUUUAAAAAGAAGAGAAAAAUUGUGUUAAUUAGGGGGCUUUAGAGGUGCUAGUAGGUAGAUUCUAUUACCUUUAGACAGCUAGGCUAGCUGUUUUCCCACUGUUGCUAAGCUAUGCUAGCCAGCUUCUGGCUGCAGCUUCAUAUUUACCGUACAGAUAUGAGAGUGGUAUCGAUCUUCACAUCAAACUCUCGGCAAGAAAGCAUAAAUAAGCAUAUUUCCCAAAAUGCAAAACCAUUUAUUUAAGUUGGUGAAAAAAAGUGAAGGAUUUUUACUUUUACACUUGAGCCCUAAAAUUCACUUUUAGCCGUUUGAUAAAUACAGGCCCUGUCCUUAUAUUGACACAGUGAUAUUUCAGUGUUAGAAGAAUACAUGAAGCACAGUGCUGUUUAGUAUUAGUAUUGUACAGAAGGAUCUGUCAUUGAGUGUGUUUCUACUGAAUAGAGUCACUCCUAGCAUAUCUAGCUUAUACGGCGCUAGGCUGCAUCUCCCUGUGUGCUUUCUGAUAGGACUCUUCUGUGCUCAGCAACAUGAAUCGUAGCUGUUUACUAAACAGCUUGGAGAUGUGUUCCUCAUUUUCUUUUCAUUUUUUUUGUUUUGUUUUUGAGCUUGUAAAUGCGAUGGGUUGCUUGUUCAAAGAGCCAAAAAUGACCUAUGUGUACAUGUGGUUCUCUUGGGGUUUAUUAUUAUAAUUAUGUUCAUGGCUGUGUUGCACAUGCAUUAGUUGUUUCUGACUUUGGUUGUUUGAGUAAUGAAUAAAAGAAUAAUUUUGGGACGUGAA
Siniperca chuatsi (mandarin fish) is the source of this 4500-nucleotide messenger RNA. RefSeq names its product proline-rich transmembrane protein 1 (gene prrt1). Lineage: Eukaryota; Metazoa; Chordata; Actinopteri; Centrarchiformes; Sinipercidae. The record is from RefSeq and is a predicted model, not a curated record. The transcript is spliced from 4 exons. Gene Ontology annotation, cellular component: membrane. The coding region runs from base 435 to 1160 and encodes 241 amino acids.